Linum trigynum is the source of this 3919-nucleotide messenger RNA. The record is from the annotation of a GenBank genome assembly. Lineage: Eukaryota; Viridiplantae; Streptophyta; Magnoliopsida; Malpighiales; Linaceae.
CUCAUGCAUCUACAAAUGUAAAAAGAUAAAUUGUAACGUUAGUCACUCGGUUUAUUAAAAAAAUUUAUGUUUGGUCAUAAAAAAUAUUUAUUUUUAUAUGUGGUCAUUAAUUUAGUCAAAUAUUUCAAAUUUGGCUACUCUACGUCCAACUCCGUUAAUAUUUUUUUGGGUAGAAAGAUAGACGCCAAUAAAAUCCUAGAUUAUCGUUAAUCUUUUUCCAUUUUCAACUCAUUUUUACAAUAAACUAAAUAAAUAAAUAAAUCAGGAAAAAAUUAUUUUGAACCUCCAGAUGUAUUCAUCGUUUAUUUGGCGGCAAAUAGUAAUUCUAUCUGCAGUUAAUGAGUUUUAACUUUUUUUAAUGAGAAAAUAAAAUAAGUUUUCAGAAAAUAUAAACAGGGAAAUUGAAAGUUUCCGUUUUCCCUCUCGCCGCCAUUUCCUUCUACUUCCACUGAGUUUGCACUACUUCUCUUCUUGUAGAAUCUAGGGUUUCUCGAUCUCAGGCUGUUGCCUCGGCUUCUACACUGUAAAAGGGCUCCACCAAAAUGGAAGAAUCCUCGUCUCCAUCAGUGUGCGAUUUCGAGCUUCUGGACACCUUGGGCGGCGAUUCCAUUAGAGAAAUUCUCGAUAGCUACAAUGGCUUCUGUUCGACCUCCGACGCUCUUCUCAACCCCACCUCCGUCAACCUCUCCGUCGGUCGUGAAUUCGUAUCGCACGCCGGCGUGCUCUGCAAGCACGGACUCCACUCCCUUGUGCGCGACCUGUUCCUCAAAUCUUUGGAGGAAACUUUCGAGAGACGCGGAGCUUUGAGAUUUUGGCAGCAUUUUGAUGCUUAUAAGGACGAUUCAUUGGAGAAGAAGAGUAAGAAUAUAGCUCCAAUUGAUGACAGUGAGGUCCAGCAAGUGUUGUGGAAAGCACUUGAUGAGAUUUCCGCCGUGAAACAAUAUCAGGAAAACUGCUUGUUGAUGUUGGUUGAUGCUUUAGAAACCGAUGACGAGAGGCAAUAUCUUCUCUCAAAGUAUCAAUUAGUGGUAUCUUCAGUUCUUAUGGCUAGCCUUCCGCGGCAUUUUCCUGAAAUACUACACUCGUAUUUUAAGGGGAAGUUGGAGGAACUAAGUGCAAUCAUGAAGGGAGAGAGUGACGGUGACGAUGACUCUGAAAACGAUGAUAUGGAAUUAGAUGAAGAAGGAAAAUCAUCUCAUAAAAAUGGAGCUAUGGAUGUUGAUGAAUGUUUUUCCCAGGGUAAGUUUACUGAGAAUAACAAAUUGGUGAAGAACAUCGGGGAGGUAGUACGCCAUCUCAGAAGUCUUGGAUUUACUUCUUUGACUGAAGAUGCUUAUGCCUCUGCCAUCUUUCUGCUUCUCAAGGAUAAAGUAAAUGAUCUCGCUGGUGAUGAUUACAGAGGUUCAGUUUUGGAGUCGAUCAAACAUUGGAUACAGGCUGUUCCUCUCCAGUUCUUGACUGCGCUUCUGGAAUAUCUUGGUGAUUCCAUUAGCCAAAGUAGUCCUUCAGCUAGUAAAAUAUCACCUUUGGCUUCUCAGUCAUCCCCACUGCAUCCUGCAAGUAAUGCACCUUCCGAAGGACUCAUCAGAUGGCAAUUGCGGCUGGAGUAUUUUGCUUAUGAGACAUUACAAGACUUGAGAAUUGCCAAGCUGUUUGAAAUUAUUGUUGACUAUCCUGACAGCUCUCCUGCCAUUGAGGACCUGAAACAAUGCCUUGAGUAUACAGGACAACAUUCUAAGCUUGUGGAGUCCUUCAUUUCAGCACUACGAUAUCGUUUACUCACUGCUGGUGCUUCAACCAAUGAUAUAUUGCACCAGUAUGUCUCAACUAUAAAGGCAUUACGAACAAUUGAUCCAACUGGUGUGUUUCUUGAAGCUGUUGGUGAACCAAUAAGAGAUUACUUACGGGGUCGAAAGGAUACCAUAAAAUGCAUUGUGACCAUGCUUACUGAUGGAAGUGGAGGGAAUGCCGCUGCAUCUGGGAUCACUGGGGAUAGCCUACUUGAAGAGCUAAACAGGGAUGAUGAAGGGCAGGAUAAUAUUGGUGCAAAUGACGACUUCAAUACUGAUGACAAGCAGGCAUGGAUAAAUGCUGCUAACUGGGAGCCUGAUCCUGCAGAGGCUGAUCCAUUGAAGGGAAGCAGGAACCAUAGCAAGGUCGAUAUUUUGGGGAUGAUAGUCAGCAUAAUCGGUUCAAAAGACCAACUUGUAAAUGAAUACCGUGUAAUGUUAGCUGAAAAGCUUCUGAGCAAAUCUGAUUACGACAUCGCCUCUGAGAUACGUACUUUGGAACUCCUCAAGAUACAUUUUGGGGAAAUUAGCAUGCAGAAGUGUGAAAUCAUGCUUAAUGAUCUGAUUGAUUCAAAGAGGACGAACCACAACAUUAAAACAACAAUACAACCAUCUCAAAUAGGAAACGAAGAACGGGAAAUGGGGGCAACUAUCAACAUUCUUGAUGCUACAAUCAUCUCCUCCAACUUUUGGCCUCCUAUCCAGGAUGAGGACCUCACUCUACCAGCACCAGUUGACCAGCUCCUCACUGAUUAUGCAAAAAGGUUUCAUGAAAUCAAGACUCCUCGGAAACUGCUUUGGAAGAAGAAUCUUGGCACGGUCAAGUUGGAGUUGGAAUUUGAAGAUAGGGAAAUACAAUUUACUGUGACACCUAUACAUGCCGCGAUUAUCAUGCAAUUCCAAGAUCAGAUAAGUUGGACCUCAAAUAAGCUUUCCGCUGCCCUUGGUGUACCAGUGGAUGUUCUGAAUCGAAGAAUAAAUUUCUGGAUAAGCAAGGGAAUUGUAUCUGAAUCUCUCGGGACAGAACCAAACGACCAUGUCUUUACCCUUGCUGAGGGUAAUACUGAUGCGGGUAAGAAUGCUGGCAACAGUGGUUCUUGUGAGGAGAUGUUACCUGGUGACGAAGAAGGGGAAAGCUCUGUAGCAUCUGCGGAGGACCAACUGCGCAAGGAGAUGACCGUAUACGAGAAAUAUAUAAUGGGGAUGCUCACAAAUUUCGGCAGCAUGGCUUUGGAGCGCAUUCAUAACACUCUCAAGAUGUUUUGUGUUGCUGAUGCUCCAUACGAUAAGUCGCUUCAACAGCUGCAGAGCUUUUUGUCAGGGUUAGUCGCAGAAGAGAAGGUAGAGCUGAGAGAUGGGAUGUACUUCUUGAAGAAGUAAUAUAAUCGGUUGUGAUUAUAGAAUAGGAAUCUAAUUUAAGCCUCUGAAUUGGUAAGACCAUUUUUUUAUUUAUAAUCUUUGUUGCUUGCUCAUAUUUUUGGCUAAGCAGAGUAAAGAGAUCCUUGGCUGAAAUACGUUGGUGUAGUUUCCAAGAAACACGGCCGUGAUUGAGGAAUUAACAAGCAUGAAACAGCUUUGGGGACUAUUGAACCCCAGCGUGACGACAUAUGAUAUGGUAAAUCAAGCAACUAAGAUCCAGAAACAAGUCCUGACAGAGUCAAUUGAAAACUUGUUGCGCUGCAUUACCUCACACCAGGUAGCCAAUGACAUUCGAAACAUAAUCUAGAUAAAGAGAAAAAAAAAAAAAAAAUUAGAUCGCCACGUUGAGGAGUGACUCGCAGUCGAAAUAAAUCCGUUAGGCAUGCCAUAUCUACAGUUAGGGGUGUAAGUUUGACCCUUUAAACCCACUGACCCGUCCCAACCCGUCCUGAUCCGUCCCGACCCUCAGGGUCGGGCUGGGUCAGUUUGUCUAUAGGGUCAAUUUAGGGUCGGGUCACUUUUUGACCCUAUGACCCUUAGCAUCAUACAAACAUGUUGGACCUAUAUGUAAAAAUUUAUAAGUUUAGGUACUAAAUUGUAAAAAUUAAAAAAUUUGGGUACCAAAACGUAAUUUUACCAUCAAAUUUUAGGGACUUAUUUGUAAAAAAUAUAAUUUAGGUACUAAAAUGUAAGAAAAAAUAAAUUCGGGU